AUGAUUCAUUCAAGACAGCAGAAGCAGAAGGACAUGAAAUAUGAGGUUUUCUGCCUUGCAUGCAAAGUUGCAAACAGGAAGCUUACUUGCAAGAGUGAAAUCGUAUACCUAAAUCAACAUCCAGAAAGUACUAGCCUUUAUCCAAAAUUGAAAAAUAUCGAUGGAUCCACUGUUGAUGUAUCGUGCAAUAAUCCUGGAUUUGAAACUGUAGCUGCAAAUUAUCUUAAGGUAUUUGAUGAUGUAAUAACGGCAGUGGAAGAAAAACCUGGAGAU
Molecule: messenger RNA, 273 nt
Organism: Strongylus vulgaris
Lineage: Eukaryota; Metazoa; Nematoda; Chromadorea; Rhabditida; Strongylidae
Source: the annotation of a GenBank genome assembly